AUGAUUUUAUUAAGAUCCAUGUAUUCUAUAUCCUAUUAAUUCUCAACGGACAGAAUCAAGCCUAAACGGACCCGGUCUAUUGAGCCCCAACCGGCUUCCGUGAGCAAUUAAAUCGAUCUGCUUUCUUCCCUGGCGAAUCUUUCCUCGACGUGCAUGAUAUGGUAUCGAAAUAGAUAUGGCGGUGGCGCCACGAUAUCACAUGAGAUCGACAUUACUGCGAAAACUUUUCCCCUGGCGGGGAGCGAGUGACUAUGGUGAGUGAGUCAGUCAACGCGCGGACUCGUUCCCCCCCUCGCCCCUGUUCAAGAAUCCGGUAAAGAUCGUUUCUCGUCAGUUGGGUGCGGUGCAGCGCGCCUUGGGAUUUCUUGAGGGGAGCGGGGAUCCGGUUAGGAUCUCCUUCUCCUUAUUCUCUGCUCUUCGUCGCUUCUCCUCCCUUCUCGGCACCGGGUAUAUAAGCGGUGGCGGCCUCUGGGUUCUUGUUCCGCAAUGUCGUCGCCGAGAGGAGGAGACAAGGAAGGCGGCCGGGAUGGCGAGCGCCAGAUCCACGUCUUGGCUGUUGACGACAGCUCCGUCGACCGAGCCGUGAUCGCGAAGCUCCUCCGGAGCUCCAAGUACAGAGUGACGGCCGUGGACAGCGCCAAGAAAGCACUGGAGCUCUUGGGAACGGAACCAAAUGUCAACAUGAUUAUUACGGAUUACUCGAUGCCGGAGAUGACAGGGUACGAGCUCCUCAAAAGAGUCAAGGAAUCGCCAACGCUUAGGGAAAUCCCGGUGGUGAUCAUGUCCUCGGAGAACGACCCCGACAAAAUCAACAGAUGUUUGGAGGAAGGAGCGGAGGAUUUCUUGCUGAAGCCCGUGCGGCCGUCUGAUGUGUCCCGCUUGUGCGGUCGGAUGCGCUCGUAGGAUAUACAUAGGAAGAAACCUU
Messenger RNA from Musa acuminata subsp. malaccensis (wild Malaysian banana), 925 nucleotides. Its product is annotated as two-component response regulator ORR5-like. Gene Ontology annotation, biological process: cytokinin-activated signaling pathway; phosphorelay signal transduction system. The record is from RefSeq and is a predicted model, not a curated record. Lineage: Eukaryota; Viridiplantae; Streptophyta; Magnoliopsida; Zingiberales; Musaceae.